AUGCUGUUUCGAGUGUUCCAUCGUCGAUUACAUCGCACGUUGCGGCAGCUAGGAACCGACGCCAAAGUGCCCCCCAUCGCGGCCGGCGAUUCGGAGAGCGUGAAGAAGCUUUUGGAACAUGCUGCAUCCUUCGAAGAUCUGGCCAGACGCAGUGAAGAAAGUGACUGGGCGACGCUGCCAUACGUUGCCGGAACGUACAUCAGCCGCGAUCAGUCACAAAAAGCGGCCCGACCAACGAUCGAUCCACGGGAAACAAAUAUCAUCGUGUUCCCCGGGCAGGGAUCGCAGUACGUGGGCAUGGGCUCGAAGCUGCUCAAAUUUCCCGGGGCGCGUGAUAUUUUCGCCCUCGCCAACGAGGUACUCGGUUACGAUCUGCUGAAGAUCUGCAUCGAGGGUCCCAAGAGCAAGCUGGAUCAGACCAAGUACUGCCAGCCGGCCGUUAUGGUCACGUCACUGGCGGCCCUCGAGCAGUUACGCGAAGAACGACCGAAUGCGAUCGACAACUGUUUCGCCACGGCCGGCUUCAGUUUAGGUGAACUAACGGCACUGAUCUUCGCGGGCUCGAUUCCUUUCGACAAGGGCGUCCGGUUGGUGCAAAUCCGCGCAGAAGCAAUGCAGUUGGCGGCCCAGCAGUCGAAAGGGGCCAUGGCAACGGCACUGUUCGGUGCGGACGGACGCAUCGGGGAGGCCUGCAAGGAGGCGAUCAAUUGGUGCAUAGACAAGGGCAUCGAAAACCCGGACUGUCGGGUGGCAAACUAUCUGUACCCGGGCUGUAAGGUGUUGGCCGGCAACGAGGAAGCCCUACGCUUUCUGGAGGCAAACCUGAAACGCUUCAACAUUCGGCGUCUCAAGCGACUGCCGGUCAGUGGGGCGUUCCAUACGGAACUAAUGGAGCCGGCCGUUGAACCGUUUGCAGCAGCAUUACGAAAAAUCCGUGUGCAAGAUCCCAGCAUCAGCGUGCACUCGAAUGUGGACGGCAAGUGCUACCGAAAUGCCGGUCACAUUGUUGGCCAGCUGCCGAAGCAAAUCGUACGGCCGGUCAAGUGGGAGCAGACACUACACAUACUGUACGAGCGCCAGGCCGGGGUACACUUUCCGCGCACAUUCGAGUGUGGCCCCGGGAAAGGGUUGAAAGCCAUCUUGAAGCAAGUCAAUGCCAAAGCGUGGGACUCGGCGCUUAAUGUAGAGGCAUAGGCGGAGCGCAUUUACGACGCUAGAGUUAGGUAGU
This is a messenger RNA of Anopheles cruzii, 1228 nucleotides long. RefSeq names its product probable malonyl-CoA-acyl carrier protein transacylase, mitochondrial (gene beg). The transcript has a single exon. NCBI's taxonomy places the organism in Eukaryota, Metazoa, Arthropoda, Insecta, Diptera, Culicidae. Gene Ontology annotation, molecular function: transferase activity. The record is from RefSeq and is a predicted model, not a curated record. The coding region runs from base 1 to 1194 and encodes 397 amino acids.